AUGGUAAAUUUGAAAAAACGAGAUUUAAUUGAACAAUAUCGAAAUUUAUUAGAAAAUAAUUUGGUAUUAACCGAUCAAUUUUUGAAAUGGUUUAAAGAUAAAAGAGUGUUACCAGAUUUCGUCUUCGACGAAAUUAAAAGUACCACGAGUUUGAGCGAACGAAACAAAAAAUUUCUUCCAAGUCUAAUUGAAAAUGCUGAUUUGGCUUUUAACAGAUUUUCCGAAGCAUUAAUCGCUAAUGGACAACCAUUUCUUGGUGAAUUUCUCGAAGCAGAAGAGAAAAAAGCCGGCGAUAUGAUGGAUACUACUGGGGAAAUCGUUAUCGACGAUGACUUCUUGCGAAAAUGUCCGGGAGUGGAUAAAUUAAAAGUUGAAACACGAGAAAAACUAAAAAUUUAUCUUCAAGAGCAACUGUUGAAAGCUUUUCUCAAAGAAACGUGGAGACCACAGAACCAAGGAAAAUCGGUUGAAUUAAUUAAUUUAAAACGUCAACAUUAUGAGGCACAACAAAAAUUAAUUGAAACAAUUGAAGAAGAAAAACGAAACGUCAUUGUAUUUAAAGAUGCAUUAAAAUCGGAACAGUUUGCUCGUCAACGAAAAGAAGAAGAAAUGAGAGAAUUGCGUGGUGAAGUUGAUCGUCUGAAAUCUGAUUUUGAACAAAAAUGGUCUAGUCAGAUAAGAAUGGUGGAUGCGAACAAUCGUUCUGUAUUCAAAAUGCAUGAUAAAAUGAUCAUGCUGACAGAUUGGUUACGACAAUUGGAUAAAAUGUUGAAAACUACCAUCUUACAAAGUGGUUUAGAUGGAGAUACAAUGGAUCAAAUGCAAAAUAAAUUAAAACGUUAUACAACUGAAAUAGAAUCAUUAAGGGGUCGAGGAAUUGGUACUGAUAAGUUGAAAGAUGAACUGUACGAUUCAUUGUAUACAAGUCGAAAAUUACCGUUACAAGAUAACAAAAAUAAACCAUUUUAUGAUUUGUUAGCACGCUUAUUUGGUACUGAUCAAGUGACAGAAUUAUCAGCGAUAUGUUCCAAAGAUGUUUUACAACCUAAAAUUGAACAAGAUAAUUUAAAUGAGAUUAAAUGGCGUGAUUUAAAAAUUGAUGAAUUAGAUCGAAUGAAUAAAGACCUACGAGCCGAGCUUGAACGUAUAAAAUCGUCGGCAAACAGUAUUGAAGAUACAAAUAAAUCUGUUAAGAAAAAAGAAUGGAAACCACCUGUGUUGGUUGUUACACCAAGAGAUCCAAGUAAACAGAGAAAUCGUGAAACAUUAAAACCAUCGAGAGUAGAAUUCGGAACGAAACCGGGCAACACUUAA
Molecule: messenger RNA, 1314 nt
Organism: Didymodactylos carnosus
Lineage: Eukaryota; Metazoa; Rotifera; Eurotatoria; Philodinida; Philodinidae
Source: the annotation of a GenBank genome assembly